ACAUGGUAGGCCAGUGUUUCACACACAGAUACCAUACUUGAGUGUCAAACUCUUUCAUCCUAGGUGGACCGUAUAUUUUGAGUUUUCAUCGGUACAGAUCAACGGCAACAUACGGUUAAUUGUAUUUUAAUAGCGAAUUGUUUCCUUGCAUCUGCCCGCGUGUGAAAAUCAUAGUUUAAAUAUUUUUUUCCGGUUUUUGAGUGACAAACGAAAACAAAAGUGUUUCUUUACUUAUAUUAGAUUAAAUUACUACGGUUUGAUUUAUAUUCCAUUCGAGAGAUGUAUUCGUAGAGUAUCGUACUAGAUGACAACGUGUAGUAUUUUCUUAAAGAUAAUAUCGUAAUCAGUAUGGCGAAUAGGGAAGGAGGAAAUACGAGAUUUUUUAAUGGAGUAGUAUUUAACAAUUAUAAAUACUCCAUUAACAGCCGCCAAAAUAAUGUAAUCUACUACGUUUGCAGCCAUUAUCAGAGUGGCACUUGCCGGGCACGUGGCGUAUUAAAAAAUAAUGUAUUUAAUUUAAUAACUGGACACAGUCAUGGCCCUAAUGUUCGCAAAGUAAUGGAGGAAGCUUUAAAAAGAGACCUGUAUCGCCACGUAACAAGAAGCACUACUCAUUACCGUAAAAUUUACGAUUCUGUUCGUCCAGAUCACUUAGAUGCAUCAGUCUCUGGAACUUUUAGUCGGUUGGAAAACUCAAUGUACAAAUGGAGACAAGCAAAUAAUCCGCCCAUUGUUCGUACAUUACGUUCCUACGUUGAAACGUUAAAUAGAAAUGAGUGGCAACAUUUGUUAAACUAUAAUGAUGGAACAAUGAGUAUUUCACAUGUUGUGGCAGCAGAUUCUUCAGAAUCAGUCAUAAUCAUGGAUCCUAGCUUCGUUAGGAAAAUUGCGGUAAACGGUUUCUUUUUUUUGGAUGCGACAUUCAAGGUAACACCGUCAUUGAUUGGUGCUCAACAGUUUAUGACAAUAAUGGCAAAGAAGCAUAACAAGUCUUUUCCGAUUAUUUGGGUCUUAAUGUCGAGAAAGACUACAGAAGCUUACAGAUCAGUCUUCAGAAAAUUAAAAGACAUGAUUCCAGAAUUUCAAAUUCAUGAAGCAAUGACUGACUACGAAGUGGCAUUGCAGAGUGCCUUACGCGAGGAAUUCCCGGGAAUAAUUGUUCACGGAUGCCACUUUCAUUAUUGUCAAGCAUUAUAUCGGAGUGCGGUUCGUUAUGGAUUAAAAAACCAUUUGAGGAACAAUGCAAACAUUCGUCAUGUGAUUUCAUUGCUAAUGUCACUAGCAUUACUACCUGCAAAUUUAGUGGUACCUACUUACAAUCAGAUUUGUGCUUCUUUGACGGCACAGACGAGAGGGAUUCUUCGUCGAUUCCUCAAUUAUUACGCUCGUCAAUGGCUGCGAAAGGUUACACCACAAACGUUCAGUGUUCAUAUGUUGGUCCAUCGUACAAAUAAUUAUUUGGAAGGGUACCACACCACCCUGAAAGAAAGACUUGGCAUUCAUUCUGCAACAUGGAAUUUUACAAGAGAUUUGAUAAAAUUUCAAGAGAGCCUCCAAACGGAUUUGAAAGCUCUUGAGCAAGGAUUCUCCAUCACCAGGCUUCCGAGAGUUGUAAAUGUUCAGAAACAGAGGUUACUCCUAAACGCGUGGUCAAUUUUACAUGAUAAUGGAUUCACACCAAUGCAGUUUUUGGAACACGUCUUAUCAUAUAGACUAAAUAUCGCUGAAGCCUAUUUCAUAUUAUAUUCUGCAAAUUGAUCCACUAGACCGACAGAGGAUUUUUCACUUCUCUUCAUCGCGUGUAUCGAUAAAUAGAGAAACAAUGUUUUAAAAUUUUUUUAACUUUCUAAAAGUUUGACACUUUUUGUUCGUUCGUUUAAUGUUUUAUUCUUGCAAAACUGUAUUAAAAUUUUUUUAAAUGUCGACGUUUUUUUAAUGUUUUGAAAGUUGAAAUGAACAAAAUUUUUUUUGGCUUAGAUAUUUUUCAAAAUUUUUUACUCUAUAGAGGAAUACAAAAUAAAUUUUAUUAACGAUAAGCAUUUGACUUUCUUAAUAUAACAAGCAAUCAUUUGUGAUGAAAUUUAAAUUCAAGUGGAGACCGAGACGACAUUUGCAUCUCUGUAUAUAAAUGAAUUUAUUUAUUUUUCUGGAAAAACAUUUUUAAAUAAACUUUUUUUGCGAGAAAUUCAAUAGUAAAAAUUUUUUCCACUAAAUUUUUUUACCAUUGAAUUUCUCGCAAAAAAUGGUAUAAAAAAGAUUUUCUCUAAAAUUUUAAUAAAUUUAUUCAUAUAGUUGCAAAUGUUGUCUCGAUAUCGCCUUAAAAGAAUAGCAAAAAAAUUUCGUCCAUUUCAAUAUUCAAAACUUAAGCGAUUAAAUUGAACUAAAUUGAAUAAUUUAGUUUUUCAUCGCAUUGAAUUCACAGACACUUUCGCUGUCAUGUCAGCGAGUUUUCGAAUCUCGUUAUCGCGUUUAUCAAUCGAAAACAAAAAUGUUUUUUUAGCUUUUUAUAAGUUUGAUACUUUUUCGUCCUUUCCCAGCGGACAAAAGAUCAUUAUUGUUUUUAAAAUGUUCUAAACAGUUUUCGGGAGUAUUUUAAAAACAAAGACGAUUUUUGGACGAAAGGAUUAGUUUCUUACAUUUUAAAUUUUCUUGUAGUAAUUAAUAAAUAAAUAACUUGAGUUAUUUAAAAGGGACACAUUCAGGCAAUGUGACUUAAUUAUGAUUAUAAAUUGUAAUUAAAAAUAAAACAUUUUAGAUAGUA
Molecule: messenger RNA, 2761 nt
Organism: Leptopilina boulardi
Lineage: Eukaryota; Metazoa; Arthropoda; Insecta; Hymenoptera; Figitidae
Exons: 7
Coding region: 349-1758 (469 amino acids)
Source: RefSeq, a predicted model, not a curated record